AAGUUGGCAACGGUAUAGUAACGGCAAGUGAGCUGGCGAGCAGGAGUUUUCCCACCAAUUGCUUCCUCCUUCCUACUGCUCUGCUCGAAUUAACUGUACUUGUUGGAAGAUCGGAUCCAGUAGAGCUCUGAAAUAUCGCUCUCUUUUGCUUUCAGGAGCUGAAUAUAUAGCACAAAGACUUUCAGAAGUUGGUCGAAAGUUUGGUUGAGAAAUGGGGAAGAAGCGAACGAUGUUGCCGGCGUCUGAAAUUGACUUGGCAGAGGUGAAAUACACGCCUGAAAAUAUCAUAGCUCCACAUGUGACUGGUUUUUGGUUGAAGCUACUUGUAAAGUUGAUCGAAGCACCGAUGAUUGGAAGUUUCAUUGUGAACCAAAUGAGGAAGAAUAAUGGAGUGCCUGAGAUUCUGACUAAUACAGCGAUCCCUGAGAAUCCCAUGUUUAAACCUGAAUUUCCCCCUCAAGAGCCAGAACUUGGUUUCGUUUGCUUAGAUGAAGACGGAAAACCUGAAGACCGUGUUGAAUUGGCCUUGAAGUGCUUUCCACAUUAUAUCCCUGAUAGUACUUGGAUUCCUGAUUUGACUGCAUCAUUCCGUUACUGGAAAAUUCGUGAUUAUGCAUAUGCCUAUAGAUCUAAGAUUACAACUCCUUCUAUGGUUGCAGAACGCUUUAUCUCAGCCAUGGAGGAGUUCAGUAAUGCAAAUCUGUCAGCACCAACGCUAAUUUCUUUUGAUCCAGAUGAAGUAAGAAGGCAAGCUGUGGCUUCAACACAAAGAUUUAGUGAAGGAGCUCCAUUGUCAGUUCUGGAUGGGAUUUUUGUUGCUAUUAAGGAUGACAUUGACUGCUAUCCUCAUCCCUCGAAAGGCGCAUCGAAAUGGGUUCAUGAGGUCCGUCAGGUAAACAGUGAUGCAGUUUGUGUGUCAAGAUUACGUAGCUGUGGCGUGAUUUUAGUAGGGAAAGCAAAUAUGCAUGAAUUGGGCAUGGGAGCCACCGGAAAUAAUCCAAAUUACGGUACAACUAGGAAUCCACAUGCUCCAGAAAGGUAUACAGGCGGGUCUUCCUCUGGGUCAGCAGCAAUUGUUGCUUCUGGACUGUGUUCAGCUGCUCUAGGAACAGAUGGUGGAGGUUCAAUCCGCAUUCCUUCUUCCCUUUGUGGAGUUGUCGGCUUGAAAACAACACUGGGACGCACUUCCUUGGCAGGGUCAUUGUGGGAAGCAUCAACUGUCACCAUUAUUGGGCCUAUUACAGCAACUGUUGAAGAUGCAGUACUUGUAUAUGCAGCAAUCCUGGGAUCUUCUCUUGUGGAUAGAAUCCCUCUGCAACCGUCUCUUCCCUGUUUGCCGAAUUUGUCUUCAAAUGAGGCGUCAAAUGCUUUGGGAUCAUUAAGACUGGGAAAGUAUACAGAGUGGUUCAAUGAUGUAGCUUCAGUUGAAAUAUCUGAAAAGUGUGAUGCUGUCCUGAACAGGUUGUCACAAACUUAUGGAUGCAAAAUGGUUGAGGUUGUUAUACCAGACCUUCGUGAGAUGCGAAUUGCUCAUAUUGUUACUUUUGGCUCUGAAGGACUAUGCUCAUUUAAUCCUGAUCUUGAGGAUGGGAAAGGGGUGAGGUUGACCUAUGACACCCGCACAAAUCUGGCACUGUUUCGGUCUUUUACAGCAUCAGAAUAUGUUGCUGCCCAGCGCAUAAGGCGGAGAUUGUUGUAUUACCAUAUGGAGAUUUUCAAGAAAGUGGAUGUCAUUGUAACCCCUACAACUGGCAUGACAGCACCAGUAAUACCUCAAAGUGCUUUACAAGUUGGGGAGACCAAUUUGCAAGUUCUCGGACGUCUGAUGCAAUUUGUCACGUCAGCUAAUCUUCUUGGACUUCCUGCAAUUUCUAUACCCGUUGGCUAUGACAAGCAAGGGCUUCCCAUAGGCUUACAACUUAUAGGUCGUCCAUGGGGUGAAGCUACAAUCUUGCAGUUGGCAGCUGCAGUAGAGGAAAUCUGCCCGGAACCUAAGAAGAAACCAGCCACUUUUUAUGACAUUUUGAAAGGAAACUAAGUAGGAUUGUGCCAUUCAAGGAUUGUCUCAUAUUGCCGAGGAUUGUGCCAUUUAAGGGUGAAAAAGACUGUUCUGAUUGAAAUAUCCACAUACCAACUUGAGUUAUGAUGAAUAUUCAUACCAAUUUGUAACUAUUUGAAUACUAGUUACCACACACAUAUUGCGUGAAUAGUCUAAUGUUCAAUGUGUAUUUUUAAGUUAGUAUUUCAGAAUUUAUCAAA
Molecule: messenger RNA, 2259 nt
Organism: Ipomoea nil (Japanese morning glory)
Lineage: Eukaryota; Viridiplantae; Streptophyta; Magnoliopsida; Solanales; Convolvulaceae
Product: fatty acid amide hydrolase-like
Exons: 21
Coding region: 212-2038 (608 amino acids)
Biological process (GO): N-acylethanolamine metabolic process
Cellular component (GO): membrane
Molecular function (GO): N-(long-chain-acyl)ethanolamine deacylase activity
Source: RefSeq, a predicted model, not a curated record